AGUGGUUUUUUCCUGAAACACACGGCUAGAUGGAAUGGCGCCGGUCCACCGCCCGAGCCGAUGGGUACAGCUCUACCAGGAGCUUUGUUAUCACUCGACCGUUUUACAGUUUUACAAGGUUCCGCGCCCGCUUCGGUUAGAGCAACCUACGGACCCUUUUCCACGAAACAAACAGUACCAGCACGAUAUGCUGUACCCGAUCCUCUCGAGCCGCCUAGACGUAACGCCAGUUUAGUAGAAUUACAAGAUGCUACAGCUCAUAGGCUUGACGUAUCAGCUCAUUUGGUAUUCCGGGAAUUGCCUAAAGAUGCACCGGUACUGAGAGUUUUGUUUCAUACGGGUGGUGAAGGAGGUGCGAGACGCGCGGCUGCGAGGCCACGUCGCGUCUGUAUAACUUUACAUGCCAGCAUUGGUAAUAAAAUAUUGACUGCAACGUGCGGACCUGAAGGCGAAGAGGGAGCCUGUUUAGCAGAACUUACAGUUCCUGCUGCAUGGUGGCCUGCGGAUGGAAAAGGGAAACGACCACCAAGGACUAUGAAAUUAGCUUAUAGUGCAGCAGAAGCUAGCAGUGGUGAGACAGGAGAAGGGGUGUGCGGAAAAGUUUCCGUCCAACCAGCAUGGCCGUUGGGCAUUGUGACCCUAGCGGGACCACGAGCAGGAUAUAGAGAAGCGCGAGCUGGUGACACCGCUCUUCUACUCCCACGGGCACCAUUAUAUCCUCAUUUCAGAUUACAUCUGCCUUUCGUUGUGCGCCGUGAUGCUAGUCAUACGAUUGGACAUGUUGUCAUAAGGAUGAAGGUGAAAUCUGGGUUGAGAUUGGUGAGCGUCACAGCGGCGAAUUCUCAUUGGGCAGUGACGGCAGAAGUUAAACCGAGGGCUGCCACCGUUACCGCGACGCGGCUCGAACAGCCUCUGAGGGAUGAUGACAACCUUGAUACAAACGUCGAAGAGAGUAGCGGAGCUGGAGGACCAGGCUGGGAAGAGAUUCUUACCUGGUUAGUUGAAGUCGGAGCCGAGGGCGAGGGAGACGCGGAAGGGUCAGAAGGGGAAUCAGGUCGAGGCACAGCCCGCAUUAGCUGGUCAGCAAAGGUGUCUUCGUCACCCAGUGCCACAUCUACUACUGAAGAAACACCCCACGAACACCGCGUUAACACGCGACUCGACAUCGAAAAGGACGACAUUCAAGCUGUACUUCCAAUAUCUAAGAACUGGGAGGUCCUCAAUACGGCUGUGCUUACCGGGCGUCAAGUCUCUCAGGCGAUGAAGGUGCUGAUAGUAUCGCAGGCAGGACAGGUCGCUGACGUCACCCUACAGAGCUCCUGCCACUCGGAGGACGAAAGUGUUCUCAAAGUAUCGUCGUCGUGCAGUUCAGUUUACGUUGAUGGAUCGGAAAUCCGUGGCUCUUCAAACGCGUCGGUGAUAGUGAAGUACGGAACCUACACCGGCUUGGCGAGGUUUACGGUAUGGAUGCCGGAGUACCCCCUCGAAAUCGACGUUGACGACAACCGCCUGUCGCAAAUCAAAGGCUGGAAAGUAUCAGACGAGGCGAACGGAAAAGACAGAUUAAGAAGGUCUUUGUCGUCGCGAGGGUGGGGCGGUUCCAGGCCCGAUGCCCCCAACUCCCUAACGGAUCAGCGUUCGUGCAGACUGAGAUAUCAACAAAGCAACGUUGAGGUUUACGCACGAUUCCUGGCCAAGGACCACGACUCUGGACGCGUAUCAUACUUCGUUUCUCGGCGAACCUGGCUCAAGGUUACCGAGCUUGUGCUGUCCCUAAUGCGGGUAUCCGACCCGCGUAUUGCGUCUUUACGCGAUCGCGUGCUACAGGGCCGUAGCACCGGUCGAACGGAAGUCCAAGUUCUGUCGCCAAUAACGGGUCGAGUAAUAGGUCUCCGAGAGGUGCGCGUAGUAAAUGAUAAAGUAUCUAUUUCCCGGCUCUUCGUGCGAGUUAUAUCCGGAUUGCAACUAAAUAUUUCCCCGGAUACGGCAAUCGAAAAUGGAUACGUAUCUGAAACCACAGUGACUAGGCGUUUGACGGCACAAUAUCAAGAGGGAUUACUUGAUAUUGAUAUAGAGUUUUCCGAUACGACUCGCACGGCUUUGCGUGAUGUCGCAGUGUCUGAUUAUUACUUGUUGGUGGAAAGUUUGGACACGGAAGUUGUGGCAUUUGCGCCGAUGUUAGCUUCGCGACAUCCCAGAGUUAUUGCUGUUGGUGAAGGCAGUGGCGAGCUUCUUCGAGUAACCCUUCUUACACCUGAACAAUGUAGGUCUGGCCCGCUACGUAGGGUGGCACUACCUGGCAAAGGAGACGCUAAAACUCCUGCCAAUAUAAAAAACAUACCGGGAGCCUUAGCUACUGCCGCUGCAAGUGUUGAUGUAGACUUCAGUGGUAGUGACGCACCGCAGAGACCCGAUACACCACAAAACGACGACAUUAUGGCCCGAGGUGGGGUUAGGACUGGCAUGUCGGAUUUAAGCGACGUUCUUAAAGGUUUCUCUCCCUUCAAAGAUGAAAAUAAUCACGAGCCAACUGUACAAGCCCAACAAUAUGGAUCAAUAUUCAGAAGCAACUCCGCGUUACAUCCGAGACAUCCCGCACAGAACAAUAUGUCAAAAGUUGAAAUAGGCAUGUUCGUUCUACUGGGAGCAUUCUGCUUGGCUAUAGUGGUAUUCGUAGUAUCGUGUGUAGUUUACGCUUAUCGACUCAAACCAGCCAACGCUGAAACCAAUAAUGGUAACAAUAGACCCAUGCCAGCCGUGGUUGAGGGUGGGCGACUGCAAGUGGCUGGCCUCGUCGGAACAACCCUCGGCCUCGCUAAAGACAAACCGCCUAGAGAGUCCACCACUAAUGCUCACGACUGGGUCUGGUUGGGUAGAGCAACUAUCGAGAGAAAUGGUACCCGUCAUCCAGUCAAUAGAAACUCAGCGCAACCUGCCGACAACGGUAACAACAAUCAAGAGAUGAGGAUCACAGCAAACCCCCUCAACUACAACUACGUCGAUCCGGACGACGCCAUCAGGGACAACGGAAACGUCAUGGUGACCAGCUUCGACAACCCCAAUUCCAUCGAGCUGCCAUCGCAGAACGAGAAACGGGAACGUGUCAUCGAUACGACUACUUACUGCAAGAAACCCGCGAGGCAGCACAAUCGUCAAAACUCCGGAGACGGUCAUUGGCAGAUGGAUACAGGCAACGAAGACGACUACCGACCCCCCGUACCUCCCCAUAGGAACACUUCAACGCCACAACCUCAAGUCCCUGUGCCACCUCGAAAUUCCGCCAAAAUUUUAUCAGAGACCGUCAUGCCUCCUACUAGACGAAGCCACUCCAGGAAUCACCAUAAGAAACACGAUCGCGAACAUGACGCCAAACGAUCUCCGGAAAAUGGUCGACGCCCAGACCGAAUUAUUGAUUUGAACAAAGCCGAAGCACCGUACAUGUCGGGCCGCGAUAUUAUGGAUCAGUAUAAACGCGACUCAUACCCCCUACAAUUACGAGAUGAAUUUGAUGAUAACCCCGUUGAAAAGCUUACUAAUAAGGACGACUGUGCCCGCCUAUUCGAAUUUGACAAUGACGCUCCGCUUAUUAUGGAAAAAAAGGACUACAGAGAAAUCAUUGGCCUUAAUAGAGGAACUGACGACUCCCGGCGUACUUUUGUAAAACCGGAAAGCCCUGACUACAUGCACGAUUCGGGAAUUGGAUUACCAGAAGUACAAAUGAGACAUAAGAACAAGAACAAGGAAUCGAACAACGCCAAAGGUGAUUUCGUCGAGCUGACUACCCAAACUAAAGGAGGGAGUUCCCCGGAGGUGAAGCGCGCAACGAUAGUCGGCAACCCCAUGUAUUCGCGCGCGCCCGACGGCGAGCUACGCGCCGACGCGCCCGUCGAGCCACUCGGUCUUGACGACCUGCACAUGGAUUACGACCAAAUCAUGCACUAUUUCCACAACCUCAAGGUAUAAAUCGCCACACACCGUCCCACCAUGCUUCUAGUGUAGACGUUGCUGUGUCGCUUGCAU
Molecule: messenger RNA, 4020 nt
Organism: Pararge aegeria (speckled wood butterfly)
Lineage: Eukaryota; Metazoa; Arthropoda; Insecta; Lepidoptera; Nymphalidae
Gene: dtn
Product: transmembrane protein 132E
Exons: 19
Coding region: 61-3963 (1300 amino acids)
Source: RefSeq, a predicted model, not a curated record